UUUAAACGAAUGCAUAUUCGGAUUAGAUUUUAAACAGAUCAGAUAUAUAAUUUCAUACCAAAGCUGUAUCCGUUUAGUAAUCGAAUAUGGAUAAUAUCCGUUUAAAAGAGAUAUGAAUAUUUUCUCUUUAAACGGAUAUAAAUGCGGACGGUAAUCGAAUUUUGGGUUAUCCCUUGAUAGUCCAACAAAUUAUAUAUAUUGAAAUUAAAAUAUCUUUUAAAUAAGGGCAAGUACGGGAGGGGUUAAAUCAUCAUGGCCAUCUCCAAGAAACAGAGUUCCCAACACCCUUCUUUACAUCUUCGAUUUCUGGGUUUCCUGACGGCGUGCGCCUCAAUGGUUCUUGAUUUCCCGGCGGGGAGAGCGGAGAUGUCGGCGCGUUCACUCGACGCGCUUCUUCAAGAGCGAGCAUUCCGGGCGCUUGCUUGGCAGAGGACUGGCGUGCCCUGCGACGGCGAUGUGCCUCCCGGCCUGGCCGGGAUCGGAGUUUCGGCGGUGAGAUUGAGGAGCGGGAGCGUGAGGAGGAAAGGGUUCAGAGGCUUCAACGAAUUCAGCAUUCCGGCCGGAGUGGCGGCGCAGCCGUACGCGGAGAGGCUGGUUCUCGUCUACCAUAAUUUAGGCAACUGGUCCGGCUUCUAUUACCCACUUCCGGAAAGUUUCGUUUAUUUGACCCCUGUAUUAGGCCUCCUGGCUUACGACGCUUCCGAUUUGUCGGCUUCAGAGCCGCCGGAGCUCGAUUUAUGGGCAUCGGAGGCGCCUUUCCUGAUUAAGUUCUCACGGAUAAAACCGGCUCCGGCGCCGGCGCAGGCCAAGUGUGCGUUCUUCGAUUGGGACGGGUCAUUGGAAUUCGACAUUAUUGUCGACGGGAACAUAUGCAGGGGUACAAAGGAAGGGCAUUUUGCCAUCGUCGUCGAAUUGCCUGCUUCGGGACAAGCCGGAAAACUCCCGGCGGCCGACAUCGACGGCAGCAAAAGCAGUGGGGAUAAUAAUGGAUUCAAAAAGAUAUUAUUUUGGGUAAUUUUUGGUACGGCAAUUGGUGGAGUUGUAAUUUUGGGUUUCUUGAUAUUAGUAUUAGCUUGUAUGAAGAAAAGAAGUGAGGAGAAGAAGACGCCGGAGGAGGCUUCCGAACGAGACGUGGCGUUGCAGAUGAACGCAGCCGGGCACACAGCGGCGCCGGUGGUUUCCCGGUCUCGGAAAAGUCCGAUGUGGGAGGAUGAAUAUGUUGCAUAAGUCUUAUAAUAGGUCCAUUAGAACAUGAAAUAAGAUGGCAAUGUUGUCACAAUUGUGCACACUUUUUACUGUGACAUAUUUCUUGUAUUAACAUGUUCCAAUUGCACUAACCAAUGUCCGCCCAUCAAAGUCUUAGGCCAUUUCAGAUAGGGAAAUGCUUAGUUCACAAACACAAUGGUCACAAACAUCACAAACUUACUAUUUAUGAACUUUAAUGAAAAAAAUUAAAUGGUCUAAAAUGGU
This is a messenger RNA of Cuscuta campestris, 1470 nucleotides long. NCBI's taxonomy places the organism in Eukaryota, Viridiplantae, Streptophyta, Magnoliopsida, Solanales, Convolvulaceae. The record is from the annotation of a GenBank genome assembly.